CCAUACCGACCGCUCAAAGUCGCAUAUACCUCGUUAACCUGACAGCCUGCGGUCUGCCUCCGCACAGACAAUAAAGCAGCACUAGAUUUUGAUGACAGAAAAGAGGAGAAAUAUGCCGAGUUGUGGGACGACUUAAAUCUACCGGAUUGAGCACAAGAAUGCAAGGAAAGUCAGUUUUUUUUCUACAGAUAUUUGUGCCGGAUACAUUUUACUUGUGCGGAUUAGUUUCGGUUGUUCUGGACUUUGAAUUGACUAAUGUCUAAUGGGCGAACACACAUUUGGAUUUCUGCUGAUAACAAAAGGGACAGCCACAAGAAAACGAAUUAAGAAAGGAGUUUUUCAUCAUUAGUUCCCAAGGAAGUUAAAGGAAAAAUCAGCAGGGCUUAUCAGUUUGAUUUGACACUGACCUUGCCAGUCCCCGCCUGUGAAUCUGCACAUUUCAACUACCGAGCGAACCAAAUGCAGAGAGAAAGAUGCAUUUGGGCAAGGCUUUACUGUUUGUCCUCCUCCUCAACUGCGCAACUUUGAGCUCAUCUCUGUCAACUUGUGCCACCGUGGAUAUCGACCAUGUGAAAAGGAAGAGAGUCGAGGCGAUACGAGGUCAGAUUUUGAGCAAACUCCGACUGACAAGUCCUCCACAAUCUCUCGGACCGAGUAAAAUCCCUUAUCAAAUCCAAGCAUUGUAUAACAGCACCAAGGAGCUACUGGAGGAACUUAGGAGGGAUCGGCAGCAAAGUUGCGGUCAGGACAACACAGAGACAGAGUACUAUGCCAAAGAGAUAUACAAAUUCAACAUGGUCUACGGACCGCCAGAGAGCAACGAUCUGCUCUACUGCCCAAAAGGCAUCACCUCUAAGGUUUUCCGCUUCAACGUCUCCGCCAUGGAAAGGAACUCAACUAACCUCUUCAGAGCAGAGUUUCGAGCCCUGAGGGUGCCAAACUCAAGUUCCAAGAGGAAUGAACAGCGGAUUGAGCUCUACCAGAUUGUGAGGCCAAAUGAACACAUUAGGAAACAACGCUACAUUGCAGCCAAGAACGUGCUGACCAAAGGUAAUCCAGAAUGGGUCUCCUUCGAUGUGACUGAAACAGUGCGGGAAUGGCUGAUGAACAGAGGAACUAAUCUCGGUUUGGAAAUCAGUGUGCACUGUCCCUGCCACACGUUCAACCCAAAUGGUGACAUCAUUGACAAUGAGAAGGAGGUGCUGGAGGUAAAGUUUAAAGGCGUAGAUGGAGAUGAGGACUACAGUCGCUUGGAUCUGGAUCACCUGAAGAGGAAAAAGGACCAGUACCUGCCUCACCUUAUCCUCAUGAUGAUCCCACCCCACCGCCUGGAAGCUCAGUCCACACGCCGACGCAAGAGAGCGCUGGACACAAACUACUGCUUCUCAAACACAGAGGAGAGCUGCUGUGUUCGCCGGCUCCACAUAGAUUUCCGCCGUGAUUUGGACUGGAAGUGGAUCCAUGAGCCCAGUGGUUACGAUGCCAACUACUGCUCCGGGCCCUGCCCUUACCUGAGGAGCUCAGAUACAACACACAGCUCGCUGCUGAGCUUGUACAACACUCUGAAUCCGGAGGCAUCGGCCUCCCCCUGCUGUGUCCCUCAAGACCUGGAGCCCCUCACUAUACUCUACUACUCUGGACGGACCCCCAAAGUGGAGCAGCUCUCCAACAUGAUUGUCAAGUCUUGCAAGUGUAGCUGAGAAGAUGUGAAAGGCAAGGUAGUGCGGCAGGAUUUUACUAGGUACUGACGAAAACCCAUGCUCGUUGACUUUUGAACUCUUAGCUGUGACAAUUACUAAAACUGACCCUGUGGCCUCAUGGCUUAGAUCUGAACACCACUCUGGAGGUCACACAUUUUUUAAGGAUGCAGAUUUUCAUUUUGUUUCUUGUUUUGUAUUUUGUUUUCCUCCCACUCUGGAUGAUAAGUAGUUAUUUUCAGUUCAAACCAAACGUUGCAAUCAUAGUAAGAUCUUAAAAUAUUUUUCAUUCUACAUUUGUGAAGGUGGACAACAUACUCUGCAGAGAGCCCUGUACAAAUCUAUCUGUGACAAAGUGGGAGCUGCUUCAUUGAUGAUGACUGAAAGGGACUUAUUUUGCGGUAUAUUUUCUGCUUCAGAGUUAAAGCAAAUAUUCCACAAAGUUAUAGUCUCCAUGUUGUCCGUUGAGCAGCUUUCCCGUCUCUAGCCUUAGGAUAAUACUGUUAAUAGUCACAAAUAUAGAUUGUGUUCUACUGAAUGGUUGAAGAGUCCUUUCAGGAUGGAUUUUACCUUGACUUAAGUUCCCUUCCUUUCAAACAGUGGACAUUAUCUUCAAACAUAAAAGGAGAAAGGACAGACUUGCUGCUGUAUCCAAAGCCAUAGCUGUGGUCAGGGAAAAGGAGAGCUGAGAGAAUGCCUGCUGGAUUUGCAAUGGAAAGUGAAUGAACAAAGAAGUUGAGCCAAGCUUUUCUUUUUUUGGCCGGCCAGCAGCAAUGGCCUUUUUUUUGCGGCUAUUAGAAUGGAUGGAAGAAGAAGAAGGGAGGAGGGGACCUGUAUGGAAGUGAAGAACUAUGAUGGAAACAAGCCAUGAGCACAAUGCCAUUCACUGGAAGUUCUCAUCUCUAACAGGUUCAAAUUAUUUAUGGGACAUCAAAGAAUAUACUGGAAAGGAACAUGUGUUACGCAACAGGUUUUUAUGGGAUUUCUUUUACAUUAAUAGCAGAUUUGAUCCAUUAUGCAACUUGUCAUAUAGUGAUUGUUUCACUAACUGGGACAACGUUUGACGUAAACUAAGGGUACGGUUACAUUUCCUUGUGAUUCAAGAAGAAUAUGCUUUUUGUCCAUGUACAAAUUAGUUGGACCUGUUGUAUGUGAUCCAGUAUGUUUGACUGAAGUCAACUUUAUUGUAUUAAAAGGGGACCAUCACCAGAAAGUUAAAUCAGAGCACUUUUCUCCAGCAUUAAUAGGAAAUCUCAUGUCAUUUAAAAUGUUUACUUCUUUUAAAAAUCAUACUCUCCUAUCAACUCACCUGUGCAUCACUCCAACCAGCUGACCAGGAAUCGCACGUGUUCCCAAAAACACUGCUGUCUUUCAUUCCCUCAGCUGCAUCUCUGUUUGUUUUAGUGCUCUUUUACAGUGUGAAGCCCUAAUGGAACAAAAAAAAAUGAAGUGGGAGGGGAAAAAGUCAUUACAUGACAGUGGCUGGAUGUACAGUUAGACCUAAUUUUUCUCUGAGUCAGGAGAACGAUUCUGAAUCCCUGUACUGUUUGACAUUCACUCAGUCAGUCAUCUUACCUUUAGAUGACAUUUAGGUGACAUUUCUUUUGCAGUAAUAUUGUUUGAUUGACUUGUUGAUCGUGAUUGUUAUUAAAAACACAACAUGCAAAACUUGA
This is a messenger RNA of Perca flavescens (yellow perch), 3370 nucleotides long. RefSeq names its product transforming growth factor beta-3 proprotein. Gene Ontology annotation, cellular component: extracellular region. Bases 474 to 1700 code for a protein of 408 amino acids. The transcript has 7 exons. Gene Ontology annotation, molecular function: transforming growth factor beta receptor binding; growth factor activity; cytokine activity. Lineage: Eukaryota; Metazoa; Chordata; Actinopteri; Perciformes; Percidae. The record is from RefSeq and is a predicted model, not a curated record. Gene Ontology annotation, biological process: transforming growth factor beta receptor signaling pathway; regulation of cell population proliferation.